This is a messenger RNA of Haplochromis burtoni (Burton's mouthbrooder), 7161 nucleotides long. It is a transcript of the gene syt7b, whose product is annotated as synaptotagmin VIIb. The coding region runs from base 697 to 2730 and encodes 677 amino acids. Lineage: Eukaryota; Metazoa; Chordata; Actinopteri; Cichliformes; Cichlidae. Gene Ontology annotation, cellular component: synaptic vesicle; axon; membrane. The transcript has 13 exons. The record is from RefSeq and is a predicted model, not a curated record. Gene Ontology annotation, molecular function: calcium ion binding; SNARE binding; clathrin binding. Gene Ontology annotation, biological process: calcium-ion regulated exocytosis; vesicle fusion; cellular response to calcium ion.
ACUAUUUAGAUCAGUAAUUUGUGUAAUUUAUUUAUUUCCUCCCUCUUCUGGGCUCUUUUUUUUAUCAUCUCACAUAGUAGCGACAGACUUCUGUAGCAGACUGUAUGGUUACUAGAAUCGAUUGUCUGUCAGAAUUACCUCUAUUAUUAAAAAGCUCGGAAAGGCUCCGGUUCACAUGACAGUAGGAGCCUCUCAUUGUGCAGCUCGGAGUGAAAGAGAGGCUUUGACUCUGUGUGAUGAGAUGAAGACCUCAGAUGAAAUGGACAGCAGCACCGAGGGCGCACGGAUUCCUCGCCUCGGCUCUGAGUAGACGACCUCCUACCGACUUACUUCACGUCACCCCGCCCGUCUGCUUGCCGUCUCCUCCCCUAAAACCCUUCCUGCGACCAACCCUUUGAGCGACUCUGGGCUUAAAAAAAUAGAGACUGAGAGAGAAAGUGAGAGAGAUAGCGAGAGCGAGCCAAAACACAUACUCCCAACAUCACUUAGACUAUCUUCUCCAGCACAACAAGGGGAGGAGGACGCACAAGUGGAGGCGCGUCCAUGCGUGCCAACCGGCAGACGAACAAGACAUUAAAGCGGGCAAAGGACCACAAAUAAAUUGGAAUAAGACUGAACUCUUUGGAAAAGCGCACAGCUUUGCAAAAAACCCCCCAAACAAACAACACCCCCAAAAAAGACAGUCUAGAUGAGUGAAUGGUAAGAAGAGUCAUGCAUCUCAACGGAGGAGCAGAUAACAGCAAAGGCUCAGUGUCUCUCAGUGUAUUCCUGGUGUCUGUUGCAUUCAUAGUAUGUGCCAUUUGGCUGGUAGCUCUGUGUGGCGUCUGCACCUGGUGCCAACGUAAACUGGGGAAGAGGAAUAAGCCCGGGAUGGAGGCUGCCAGCUCUCCAGAUUCAGUGAGAGGUCGAGGGGAAAAUAAAGCCAUCAACGAUCUAGACAGAGACUUUUGGAAUAACAAUGACAGCAGCAAUGUCCAACAGAGGUGGAGCUCCUACCCACCCAAGGAGUUCCUCUUAAACAUGUCUCCCUAUGCACCCUACGGAGACCCCCGCCUCACGCCCAAUGGGGCUGUGGAUAAGGGUGGGCAGGGUGGUGCUGGACCCUCACCGGGGGCCAGUGACAGCGGGGGUGGUGCUUGCUCUGGGACUGGGGCAGGGCCCAGUCGCAGCGACAGCGUGCGGAGCAUGGUGACGGGGGGCAGCAAGGCCGGGCGCUGGCAGACGGUCCAGAGCCACAUGCAUGCCGGAGGCCUGCGGUUUAGCAACUUUGGGGACGCUUCCCUUUCAUCAGCUUCCACCCUGGAGCACAUCCCGUCUUCAGCUGUGGCGCGCCCUCGGCCCCUGGUCCGGCAGCAGAGCCUCCAACAGCCCCUCACUCACCAGCCUCCUCCGGGUCCCAACGACCCCCCAGUCACCUCGCAGAGUCUGGGCCAGUUGCACACAGGCCCAGGCGGGGGGGGCCACCGUGGGGGCCCGCGGGGGGUCCGGGGGAGUCCGGCUGGAGCCUCCCGGUACAGAGGAACAGGGACAGGCCGAUCAAGGUCAAAUCCAGGCAGCUGGGACCACAUGGUGGAGCAAAUCCGAACCCGAGGUCUGGAUGUUAAGUCGUUCCUUGAGGGGAAGAUGGUUGUUCUGUCUCUAGCAAUCGGGCUGGCUGAACAGGAUGACUUUGCCAACCUCCCAGAUCUACAGGAAGCGCCAGCGAGCAAAGAAAAUGAAACCACACCAGAGAAAAGAACUCCAGGUAACAAACCAGGCAGCAGCCCCAGAGGUCAGACUCCAGACGAGACCGGACGCCGCCACGGGCAGGGCCACGAAGCCAACUCUUCUGUUUCUGACUUGGCCAACUCGGUCACCAGUGACAUGCUCAUGCUGUCACCAGGUUCAGAGGAAGAAGAACAUGAGGGUCCAGUGUGUGAAAAGCUGGGUCGUAUUCAGUUCAGUGUUGGAUACAGUUUUCAAGACUCCACCCUCACUGUGAAAAUUCUCAAAGGCCAAGAUUUGCCAGCUAAGGACUUUUCUGGCACCUCUGACCCAUUUGUCAAACUAUACCUGCUGCCAGACAAGAAGCACAAACUGGAGACAAAAGUGAAGAGGAAGAAUCUAAACCCCCACUGGAACGAGACCUUCCUUUUCGAAGGGUUCCCCUAUGAGAAGGUGGUUCAGAGGACCCUGUACCUCCAGGUUCUUGACUACGAUCGCUUCAGCAGGAACGACCCAAUAGGAGAGGUGUCCAUUCCACUCAACAAGCUGGACCUAGCCAACAUGCAGACUUUCUGGAAGGAGCUGAAACCAUGUAGCGAUGGCAGUGGAAGUCGAGGGGAUCUGUUGGUGUCUCUGUGUUACAACCCCACAGCCAACACCAUCACUGUGAGCAUCAUCAAAGCCCGCAACCUCAAAGCCAUGGACAUUGGAGGCACUUCUGACCCCUACGUAAAAGUGUGGUUGAUGCACAAGGACAAGCGUGUGGAGAAGAAGAAGACGGUGGUAAUGAAGCGCUGUCUGAACCCUGUUUUCAACGAGUCCUUCCCCUUUGACGUGCCUGCCCACGUGCUGAGGGAGACCACCAUAAUUAUCACCGUCAUGGACAAGGACAGACUCAGCCGCAAUGAUGUCAUUGGGAAGAUUUAUCUUUCAUGGAAGAGUGGCCCUGCAGAGGUAAAACACUGGAAAGACAUGAUGGGUCAUCCUCGCACUGCCGUGGCCCAGUGGCAUGCUCUUAAGGCCUGAAGGACCCAGCAGCCCACCUGCCUACAUUGUUUUCCCCUCAAGAAUCCCCCCACCCUGCCCUCGGCACAUAUCCCCUACUACCUAAAUGCACUGUUGGGCUUCAGACCAUCUAUCAUCUCUUUGUUCUCAGGCCUCUUUGAUAUUCCUCGCCUUCAGUUCUCAUGACACCUUCCUUAAAUUUCACCCCUGUCAAGAUCUGAUUCCCGCCUGACCCUGUCUCAUCCGUUUGUCUGAACUUAAAAAUGUCUUUGAUGUCAUAUGCUCUCCUUGUUCCAUCUUUCUUUUUUUUCUCUUUUUUUUUUCUUCCACCACGUUUUCCUGUUUUACAUCAGAGCAGUACCUCUUAACACCCGUAAUUACAAACUACCAACCAAAAAUGGAUCAAACAGGCAUUCCAACCAUCCGCUGUGGCAGUGUGUUUGUUUGAUUGUUUGCUUGAUUGUUUGAAUCCUUCUGUGUUUCUGUCUCUCUUCCGACAUUCCUUUAAAAUGCCUAAAAAAAAAUCAGGAAAAGCGGCACAGGCAACAGAAGAGCGAUGGGCUGUAUUUAAAAUGGACAGGAACUGGACUCUGUCACUCAUCAUGUUUUUCACUCUUCACUCCUCCUCCUCCUUCUACCACUGUAAUAAUUCUCCCUUGGCUGGAACCCUUUGUCGUCUGUGCGUGCUGUGGGUGAUGUGCUGUAACCCCAAAUGAAGAUCGUCAAGAAAAAAAUAAGAAAAAAAGGAUAUGAACAUGAACAUUUAGCACUGGUCUAAAAGGGGCAAGUGUCAAACUGCUUUCCUAUUUUCUUUAACUCCCGAUGGACAGAAAAAAAGAGUAAAGUGAUUAAUGUUGUGUUUUAUUUAUUUAUUUAAUGAGUUUUGUUUCGAAAGAACUUAGAGAAUCAACCUGUUCUUCCAGAAAAUAAGCAAAAAGCAGCUUCCAUGAGUGUGGAAGUGUGGGGAUAAUGCGUGUGUGUGUGUGUGUGUGUGUGUGUGUGUGUGUGUGUGUGUGUGUGUGUGUGUGUGUGUGUGUGUGUGUGUGUGUGAGGGAGGAAAUAUUUUAGAUUUGCACGGCUGAACAAAAAAUAUUGUCGAAAACCAAACUGCCCUUGAUAACAAUGAGAAAAAUUGAGAUUAGCUGAACAUGUGGGUGGAGGUCACUGAAGUUAGUGUCAGUCUGUCCAAAACACAUACACAACUUUCUAACACGCCCUUUAGUGGUCUCAAAAAAGACAGCUAGUUUCAGUUUCACAUGUAAAAGAUUUGAGCUCAGAAAACCAGACUAACUGCUGGAAAUAUAUAACAGAGGAUUUCAUUGUCAAACAAUUUACCACUUUGAUUUUUAACGUUGUUGUGUUUUGGUAAAUGGAUAUAGUCCAGAAACCACAAUGUAAAUGGUUUUCUUUGAGAGCAGAAAACAAUCUGUGCAAAUUGUUGACGACAUAUAGACAUGGUAAAGCAAAGGUACACCCUUUCUCAGUUCUAAAGUUUUACAUACCAGCACAUAAUAAAAAGUUAUUGACAUGUGGUAAAUACAACCUGAGAUGCACAACAACACAUUAGUUUAACUGAAACUAAGCCAAAAUGAAGAAAUAGUGUGUAGAAAGCUUAUCGAACCGCCUUUAGCAGCAAUAACUUGAGGUUAAGAGCUGGAAUUUGACUGGGCCUUUGCAACACCUUAAUUUUUAGCUUUUCUGCAAUGUUGUAGAUUUGCUGCUGUGCUUGGGAUAUUAUUGCAGCCAGGCUUUAGUUUUCAAACAAAUCGCCUCACAUUUGACUCUAGAAUAGUUUGAUAAAUAACUGCAAGGUGUCCAGGUCCUGUGGCUGCAAGCCCAAAUCAUCACCCCUCCACCACCGUGCUUGACAGUUGGUGUUUGUGCUGAUCUGCUGUGUUUGGGUUCCUCCAAAUGUGGCGCUAUGACCAAACAUCUAAGGUGCACAUAGUUUUUCACACACACUGUUUCGGCAUUUUGGCUUAAUGUUUCUUGAAUUAAAAAAUGACACUGUGUAGUAUGUUUUAUACUUCAUGUGAGGUUGUAUUUACCUCAUUGUAAGACCUGCUAGGACAGAUUAUGUUUUUUAUGUCCUGAUAUUUAAACCGUUUUUCUUUUUUUCUUUUUCUUUUUUUUACCACUACGUUUUCCGAGUUUAUAAGAAAAUAUUGAGUCCUACAACUAGAAUUUCACUUUUUUCCAUCACAUUUCACUGCUGUGGUACCACAGCAGCCAACCGUUAAUGCAUGGCUUGAUAACACUAGUGAUAGAUUGGAAAAACAUUUUUUGAGAUCUUAUGUCCUCUUUCUAGCUUUUUACUGCUGUUUUUUUUUUAACCAUCUCCAAGAUCUCAUGGUGAUAAAGUGCCCAAUCCUACACCAUGGCAUUGCACCAAUAUGCAAUACCAGCAAGUUUCUCUAAGUCCAGUACAUCAGUGGCAGUGACCAGAAACUACAAGAAAAAUAUUUCUUACAGUAGUAACUUAAAACUGGCUGUUUUGGUGCGAUGCCACUUUGUGCUCUCAAGAAAUCUCAGAUUGUAUGUGCAGACUCCGCCUGAGCAAACUGCUCUGGGCAGCCAUGAGUAAUAGUCAGUAGUAGUCAAAAGAAAGCAGACCUUGAGGGUUUUUUAAAAAUGUAUUUAUAUAGUUGAGAUUUGUGUUUUCAAGGUUGACCAUGAACCUUUAGACUCUUUUUUUGGGAUGAACUGACAAUUUAUGAAUACAUGCAGUAAAAUAUGAGAAGAAAUCACAUGAAAUCAAAAGUUUAUAAACUAUUACAAGAUUACAAAUUACAAAUAUGCCCAAAAUACAAAAUAAGACUGCAGCCACAAGUUGCAGACGUUGUCAAGAGAUUAAGAGCCCAGGAAUAUCAUGGACUACAACUAGGUCGUUAAUCUAGACUUAAAGACAGCAGCAUUUGUAACGGACACAGGGAGUGGAGCUGCAGUUGAGAAAGCCCUGUCACCUUUCUGUUUGAAACAAGAACUGGGAAUGUAAAGUCAGAGUUUGUCUUUAUUUAGUUAUUUUUUAAACAUCUUUGCUGCCUGAAUGCGACCUCCCUCAAGUCCUGUACAGACACGAGCUGUUGGGAUGAAUGGAAACAAAUGAGAGUAAUAACACCUGGGGUUGGGAAAAGUCUUUUUACAUUCCACUGUUUGUUUUUUGUCUACUGGAUGUAUGUGUGUGUGUUUGCACCGUGGUUGAAUGUCAGUAUUUGAACUUAUGUUUGUGUGAUUGUAUUUACUGUGAGUCCCUGUGUGUAUAUCUGCACUAAGUUCUAUUUUGCCAGUUUAAUACUGAACAGCAUUCUUUGCUGUUUUUAUUCUGUAUGAAUCCAGAUGUACAGAGAAGUAUGUUCUUUUCUUCUUUUUUUUAAGUUGUCACUUCUUGAAGAAUCACUGCACUUGUUGACGAUGAUGCUGGAACAAACCUCUCUUCACAGCAGGCUUAUUUUCCUCAUGUUUGGAGGACAUUUAGAUCUCUUAUACAUGAGCUGAGAGUGAAGGUCACAAGAAAAAAGCUUUACAACAACCAUAGAUAAAAGUUGCUCCAUUUGACCAUACACCAGAUUUUCAGUUUAAACAAAAGCAGCUGAAGACGUUUUUCCUCUAUGCCCUAUCUCGCCUCUCUAAGUGGACCAAUCUAAUUCACCAAGGCCAAAAAACGAAGGGUUGCUCCUUCACGUCACAGCUGAUGCUCCCUCAAAACACCCCCAUUGUGCACACAUGCUUUCUGGCACAAAGUAUUCUGUGUGUGCCUUAUGAACCCCGUCACGCCUUGCUCUUCACCAUAUGCGCUCCCUCUCCAAGUGUCAGGAAGGGAGGAGGGGGGAAAAAGGUGAGACAGGAGAUAAUCAUCACCUCUUUGCUUCACUGUUAGCUACAUCUCAGGUCAGAGCAGAGCCUUGGAGCAUCCCAAAAUAACCACCUCUCAUAUUCAUCUGUCUGUCCUGAUGUACUGCCCUGCUGACAAAGCAUUACAUUCCAAAGGCUUAGUGAAAGUCAAUCAAUGCAAUUUAAAUAUUGGUUAAAGAUCAGUCAGGGUUUGAUACAUUUUUUUUUAAGAAAUCGAGCUAAAAUUGUCUUUCUACACUCGUCACUGGCCAAAAACCAAACACUGGUAAAGUUUACUGGACAAGCUCGCAUUUCUGUUUUAGGGCAUUCUCUUUAGGGACUGCUUGAGACAAAGAGAGGUUAACCAGCAACAUUUUAAUUUAUAUACUGACUGUAUAAAAUGAUUGUGAAAAUGUUCUGUAUGGAGAAAAAAAGAGAAAAAGAACCAUCAUUACUAAUGGGGUUGUAGAUAUCUAUCCUUGAUAUCACAAACCCCCCUGUUUCACUCCCUUUCUCUUUGUAGUUACACAUCCGUGGGGUGCACAAUGUUAAAUAUUGACCAUUUAUUUUUUUGAAAUCUGUACAGUGUAUAUAAUGAUAUAAAUGUAUAUAUAAAACAAA